UUACCUCCACUAAUCAGCUGUUCGCGCAGACAUAAAAUGAAAGACGUUUACGUUUACAUAUUUAGUUUAUAAAAUUUGCGUAAAAUGAGCCAAUACAGCCAUGUUAAAUACACCACAUCGCCAACGCCCUCAGUGGUGUCUGGAUAUUCAAGUGCAUCUCGUCUGCAAUCGCCAUUGCCACCUCCAGUUGGCUAUCGCAAGGAUUGCCUCUCGGCGACAUCAAAAAGUUACAAAUAUCUGCGACGACUGCUAAAAUUCAAUCAAAUGGAUUUUGAGUUUGCACUUUGGCAAAUGAUCUAUUUGUUUAUAGCGCCACAAAAAGUGUAUAGAAAUUUUAAUUACAGGAAACAAACCAAAUCUCAGUUUGCGCGCGAUGAUCCCGCAUUUCUGGUUCUCCUCGUUAUUUGUCUAUGUGUAACCUCAUUGGGAUUUGCAUAUGUUCUUGGACUAUCCAUUUGGCAGAGCAUCUCUUUCAUUUUCUAUGUAGUAUUCGUCGAUUGCAUAUUUGUGGGCAUCAUAAUUGCAUCAUUCUUUUGGGCGGUGACGAAUCGCUAUUUGCGCACCAACAAUCUGGAGCCAGACAUUGAAUGGGGCUAUGCAUUUGAUGUGCAUUUGAAUGCAUUCUUUCCGCCAUUAAUGCUGCUGCAUUUCAUACAGUUGUUCUUCUACAAUUGGCUGAUUAGCCAGACUUGGUUCAUUUCCCGUUUCCUUGGCAACUCCUUUUGGCUGAUGGCCAUGAGCUAUUAUGUCUACAUCACUUUCCUUGGAUAUAACUGUAUUCCUCACUUAAAGAACACACGUCUUAUACUCAUUGCGCUCCCCAUUAUCUUCCUACUAUAUCUUGUCGUCACAAUCAUUGGCUGGAAUGCAACAAUUUCAUUUGUAAACUUUUACAAAUAUCGCGUAUAUUGAGAGCACUAAGCAAUAAGUGAUGUGGAUUGUAAAUUAUUUUGCUUCUUAGCUUCUAGGCGAUCCCUACAUUAUAAUGACUAAUAAUCUAAUACUGUAGUGUAAUCCAUGUUAAUCAUACAUACAAGUUUAACU
Molecule: messenger RNA, 1044 nt
Organism: Drosophila nasuta
Lineage: Eukaryota; Metazoa; Arthropoda; Insecta; Diptera; Drosophilidae
Gene: Unc50
Product: Unc50 RNA binding protein
Exons: 3
Coding region: 85-912 (275 amino acids)
Cellular component (GO): Golgi membrane
Source: RefSeq, a predicted model, not a curated record